This is a messenger RNA of Orussus abietinus, 447 nucleotides long. RefSeq lists its product as uncharacterized. Gene Ontology annotation, molecular function: nucleic acid binding. The record is from RefSeq and is a predicted model, not a curated record. NCBI's taxonomy places the organism in Eukaryota, Metazoa, Arthropoda, Insecta, Hymenoptera, Orussidae. The transcript has 2 exons.
AUGGCGUCUAAAUCUGAGAAACUGACUUCAGACCAUUUCAAAACUUGCCUGAAGGACGUAUACAUUCCACAUGUUGGAUCCUCGAGUGUAUUGUUGAUUGAUUCGCGGAGCGGACAUUGUUCUGCAGUUGUAGACGAGGUAACUCCUGCCAAUAAAGAUAUCCCUGUCAAAUUAUUUCCGACAGAGACCACUGGCAAGAUUCAGCCAUUAGAUGUGUAUAGGUUUAGAGUAUGGUAAAAAUAUGUGAGUCAUUUUUCGGACAGCGUCAUACUUAUGCAUGAAGAUUUGAAUCUCCAUAUGAGAAAUAAUACCAUCAAACUUCAAUCUUUGGUUCACAAUCAAUUCUCAUCUCCUCGAUACUUCAAUAUAUUCAAAUUUUUACGGUACAAAAGAAGAAUCAGGAGAUUUCGAAAAUCCAGUCCAGUUCGGCUAUGGACACAAUUCUGA